GUUGUGUUUUGUAUUUUGCAUUGAAAGAAUUCAGCUAUAUAUACCCACAAAGCGCAUGUGUUGAAUUGUUGUUAUUGUUUAAGCAAAAAUAUCAACUCAAUUGUUAAAUAAUUUAUUAUUAAUUGCUUAGAAUAAUAAAUAAACAAUAAGAAUUUUUUUUAUUUAAAUUCCAAUUUGAAACAUGGAACAGGAUCUGAAAAGUAAAAUUGAUGAAGCUUGUAGAACAGCUGAACAGUUCACGAAAUUAUAUUACGAAAGUCUGGACAAGAGAAGAUAUCACAUUGCAAGAUUGUACCUUGACACGGCUCAAUUAAUAUGGAAUGGAAAUGGAGUUGAAGGAAAAGAUGAGAUUCAAAAGUUUUGGAUAAACUUACCUGUAUCUCAUCAUACUAUUACAUCGUUAGAUGCUCAACCUGUCACCAGUCCAGCAGUUGAAGAACAAUUGACUUUUCUAGUCAAAGUAGGUGGCCAAGUAAAAUACAGUGACAAAGCUGCUAAGCCAUUUAAUCAAGUAUUUUUAGUAACAGCCACAGGUGACAAAUGGAAGAUAGUCAGCGAUUGUUUUAGAACGCAAGAAUCAUUAGAAAAUGUUACCAGUUCAUGAAUUUAUUAAAAAAAAAAAAAUUACUUUUUUUACAUGAUUUAUGAUAAUAAAAAUAACUAAAUGAUUUAA
Molecule: messenger RNA, 673 nt
Organism: Cotesia glomerata
Lineage: Eukaryota; Metazoa; Arthropoda; Insecta; Hymenoptera; Braconidae
Gene: Nxt1
Product: NTF2-related export protein
Exons: 4
Coding region: 182-604 (140 amino acids)
Biological process (GO): protein import into nucleus
Cellular component (GO): nuclear pore central transport channel
Source: RefSeq, a predicted model, not a curated record